AUGAUGGGGCCAUCAAUGGAGCCAUUAACAAGACCAUUAACGGAGCCGUUGGCCGCCCUUGCCAGGAGCCGGGGCCCCGCUCAGCCCCGCCGCGGCCGGAUCGCCACAGCCCUCGGGUCUGAGGCGAAACCAAAGGCGUUUGAAACGGUUUUAACCGGUUUUCACCCAUUUUCACCCGUUCCCUGCCCCCGGGGCAGGCGCCAUCUUGCCGCCUCACCUCAAGCUUUCCCGCCUUUUUCCCCCCGCUCCCCAUGCACUUGCGCGGCGCGGCGCACGCUGGGAGUUGUAGUCUUCCCCCCCGCACCACCUCCCGUGGGGGAGCCGCCGUCAAGCGAAGCCGUGCUGAUAACGACAGCGGCUUUUGCGACGGCGGCGCACGUAAAGCGCGGCGUGUUGUUGACAGCGGCUGGAGCAGGAACAGCUCCCUUGGGAAUGGAGGCGAUCGAGGCCAUGGCUGCUUUGUGCAUGAAGGACCCGGAGGAGGAGGAGGAGGAGGGGGCGGAUGAAGACGGGCUCAUGGCUGAGCUGCGGGAGGUGCUGGGCAGCGUGGACACACCGGAGCCUGCAGCCAAGGUGUCGGCUCCGGAGCUUGGGAACACCGAGGCCUUGCUGCAGGAGCGGGCAGCUCUGUACCGGGCCGCCAUCGCCAGCACUAGCCCUGGCCCGCGGCUGCGGCGCUUCCAGAGGGGCCUCAAGACGCUGGAGGCGAUGCUGGAAUGCGUCAGGAAGGGAAAACCCAUCCAGGAGGAUGAAAUUCCCCCUCCAGUGGCGCUGGGCAAGGCUCCGGCCCCCCCUCCAGUGCCCCCUUCCCCCCCAGAGGAGGUUUCCAGGCUGGAUGCGGCCGCAUCCCAACGGAUCCAGCAUUCCCAGGAGCUCCGGAGCCGCCAGCACCAAUACAAGGUCUUGGCUCUCCAGGCCAAGCGCAGCGGGGACAUGGCCACAGCCACCAAGUGCUACCGGGAGGCGAAGAGGUUUGAUGCUCUCCUGAAUGCUGUGGCCAAGGGGCAGCCAGUGGAGCCCAGCCUCGUGCCGCCACCUCCUGAUCCACUCCCGGAGGAGCCGGAGCUGCAUCACACUGCGGAGCCAGAGGCCAAACCAGCUUCUCCUUCCAGUGCAGGCUCCGGGGCUGUGCUCCCAGCGCUGCAGCUCCGGAUGCGCCGCUACGAGGAAGCGGCGGCGGCGGCCGGCAUGCGGGGGGACGCGCGCAAGGCCCGGAUGCAUGAGCGCAUCGUGAAGCAAUACCAAGAGGCCAUCCGGGCCCACACCGCCGGGAAACCCGUGGAUCUCUCGGAGCUUCCUGUUCCUCCAGGUUUCCAGCCCAUCCAGGGCAUGGAUGCGGGCGGGGAGCGGAGCAUGGCGGCAGUGCUGGAGCAGGCACUGAGGCUCGUGGGGCAGGAGGAGCACGAGGGGGAGGAUGGAGCCAAGGAGGUGGUGAUCCCAGCACAGAUCCCGGCACAUCCCAGUGCCACCAGCGGCCGUUCCCAGCCCCAGCAGCCGCCCCCAUCCGGAGCCAUGGAUGUGACCGGAGCAACCAGAGCAGCUACCAAAGCCGGCAGCAGGGCCCAGCAGCAGCUUUGCUUCCUGCAAUCCCGGCGGGAGCAGCUCCUGGAAGCUGCUCUGGGAUCCAAGCGCCGUGGGGACCUGGAGGGGGCGAAGCUGUUCCUGCGCCGGGCCAAGGCGCUGGAGCCGGCGCUGGAGGCCUCGCGCCGCGGCCUCCCUGUGGACAUCAGCAAGGUGCCGGAGGCGCCGGGAUUCCCGGAGUUCUUCCUGCUGGAACCGCGCUCUGGCGCCAGGAUCCCGCCGGAAGCGGCCGCACGGUUCCUGGAGCUGUUGCGGCUCCUCCGGCGCCAGCACGAGAUCUGCCUCAGUCACUCCAAGCAAUUCACUCAACUGGGAAACCUCACGGAGACGACCAAGUUCGAGGCGCUGGCUCAGGAAUGCCGCCGGAGCCUGGAGCUGCUCCAACGGGCUCAUGCCGCUGGCGCCCCGGUGCCGCGGCACCACCAGGAGCAGCGAACCUUCACCACUAUCAGGAGCUUCCCGGAGCUGAGCCCCAGCGACCUGGAGCUGGCCAUAAUGAAGGGGAUGAACCUCCCGGCACCACAGGGUUUGGCUCCCAAGGACCUGGACACGUCAGUGCGGUUCGAGUUCCCGCAUCCCAGCGUGGAGGAGCCCCAGCGGGACAAAACAGCCACUGUGAAGAGCACGGAUUGUCCUGAGUUCCGGGAGCGGUUCCGGCUCCGGCUGCUCCGAGGGCACCGGGGGCUGCGCCGUGUCCUGCGCUCCAAAGGCAUCAAGUUCGAGGUGACCCACAAGGGGGGACUCUUCAAGCCUGACCGCAUCCUGGGCUCGGCCUCGCUGCGCUUGGAUGCACUGGAGACCACGUGUGAGGUCCGGGAGGUGCUGGAGCUCCUGGAUGGGCGGCGCCGCACCGGUGGGACCCUGGAGGUGCUGGUACGUCUGCGGGAGCCACUGGGAGCACCGGAGCUGCGGCCGCGCACCGAGCCCUGGCUGGUGAUCCAGGCACCGGGAAGUGCUGGGAAUGGCAGGGAACAGCACCGGGAACGGCACUGGGAACAGGCAAGGCACUGA
Messenger RNA from Pezoporus occidentalis (night parrot), 2592 nucleotides. Its product is annotated as coiled-coil and C2 domain-containing protein 1A-like. Gene Ontology annotation, biological process: regulation of transcription by RNA polymerase II. The transcript has 21 exons. NCBI's taxonomy places the organism in Eukaryota, Metazoa, Chordata, Aves, Psittaciformes, Psittacidae. Gene Ontology annotation, molecular function: DNA-binding transcription repressor activity, RNA polymerase II-specific; RNA polymerase II cis-regulatory region sequence-specific DNA binding. Gene Ontology annotation, cellular component: nucleus. The coding region runs from base 1 to 2592 and encodes 863 amino acids. The record is from RefSeq and is a predicted model, not a curated record.